Bactrocera latifrons is the source of this 597-nucleotide messenger RNA. RefSeq lists its product as uncharacterized. The transcript is spliced from 5 exons. The coding region runs from base 55 to 597 and encodes 180 amino acids. NCBI's taxonomy places the organism in Eukaryota, Metazoa, Arthropoda, Insecta, Diptera, Tephritidae. The record is from RefSeq and is a predicted model, not a curated record.
UUGAAAUUUCAGCUUGCAAAUUCAUUUCGCUGAGAAAGUUUGUUCAUUAAAAAUAUGGAUUUUAAACAUCUGAGCUGUGACACGAAACCACCAGUCGUUGCGGAUAUUGCUCCAAAGAUAGGAUCGUCGAACGAGUAUGUCUCCGAUUCGGAUGAUGAUGCACUGGCUUUGGCAGAUGAAUUAGAUAAUUCAGUGAUAAAGAAAGCAGAUGCAGUUCGUUUAGAAGAAAUCGCAGACUGUGGUGAUACUUAUAYCAAUAACAAGAAUGAAAAUGGUARAAAUAUACUUACGCGAGAGAAGAGAAAGAUUGAAAGUCAUAAAUGGGUGCAGAAUAAAAGGARGUAUCAUCGCAACAAAGGGAACCCGUAUGUCACUAAGAGUGGCAAAAGAGUUGAAGAACGUUUUCCGAAACCCAUUGACUGUAAGUGCCGCCAUAAUUGUACAGAAAACUUCUCAGAAGAAGAGCGCACAGAGAUCAAUGCAGAAUAUUGGAAUUUAGGCGACUAUUCGAGGCAGCGACUGUUCCUAGCCAAUUGCGUGAAAAUUGAGAAGUGCAAAAGGACUGCCAUUCAGGAUGGUUCGAAGGACCAUAUAUGA